Molecule: messenger RNA, 1101 nt
Organism: Lacerta agilis (Sand lizard)
Lineage: Eukaryota; Metazoa; Chordata; Lepidosauria; Squamata; Lacertidae
Gene: PAGR1
Product: PAXIP1 associated glutamate rich protein 1
Exons: 5
Coding region: 235-897 (220 amino acids)
Source: RefSeq, a predicted model, not a curated record
UUUGAUCCUUGGUUGGUCCGGGGAGUAGGAAACCGAGAUGGAAGGGAAGGGCGCGAGCUUCGAGGUCCGGAUAAGACCCGCCGCGGGGUUGGGCUGAGACCAUCAUCUUUAGGAAGCCGCAGUUGUGAAGACAUUGCUUCUCUGCAUAUCAAUUUUUAUAUCCAGUGGAAGAGACUUUCAGCAGGGUCUUCCUGCUGAUCUUUGCCCCUGCUUGGGCUCCUAAUAAAAGCGGCCAUGGAGGAGGCCAGCACCGUGGAGGAAGGCGAAGUCACCUCGGGGAUGCAGUCCUUGGCAGUGGAAGAUGAGCCUGCCUCAGAGCCACCUCCGACCACCGAGGAACAAGAUGGCGCACCUGGGGAGAGAGAUGGAGAGCAGAUGGCGAAGGGAGACGAGUCGGCCGAGGAGGAUUGGUGCGUCCCCUGCAGCGAUGAGGAACUGGAGUCCCCAGACAGCUGGAUGCCUCCCCCUGAGGAGAUCCGGCGCCUCUAUGAGCUCAUUGCUGCCCAGGGGACCCUAGAGAUCCAGGCAGAGAUCCUACCCCGGCGCAACCCUACCCCAGAGCCUGACAGCGAAGAUGAGGAUAAAUCUGAUGGGCAGCUGGAGAACCAGGAAGAAGAAGAGGAAGAGAAGCCUCACGUGCCAACAGAGUUUGACUUCGAUGAUGAGCCUGCCUCCCCUAAGAGCUCCUUGAUCAAUCGUCGGAGAACUCCUGGGACCUCAGCUAAGAGCCAGAAGAGGGAGGCUCGCAUGGACAAGGUGCUGUCCGAUAUGAAGCGCCACAAAGUCUUAGAGGAACAGAUAAUGAAGACGGGCCGAGACCUCUUUGACCUUGACUCAGAUGAUGUGCCCACUCCAAAACGGCCACCAGGUCUCUUCCUGCGCCAGCGCAAAUACUGAGUGCAGUGGAGGCAAUGGGACCUUUUAAAUCCUUUCGGGCCAAGUGGAACUGUGGACUCGUGGGUUCAAUGCGAGGGGAAGGAAAUUGCUGGACGGACCCAUUGGGUCAGACAAUGUACUUUGGUUUGCAUCUUGCACUGACAGGCAGGAAGCACUUGCUUUGGGUUAUUUGAGUGUAAAUAAAAGCUAGCGAGUUUGUUUUUA